AUGUCCGAUCUCUAUGCAGUCGCAGUGCUUACGAAGUUCUAUAGAUACAGUGAGCUCCUCGCAUCUCUUCAAAUAUCUUAUCAAGCCAACGACCUUCCCUCCGGAAGCGGAUAUGGAACUAACAUCGAAGGUCCAUGGUCCAAAGUGUCGCAGGCCAUCCACGACUGCCAUGCUGCAGUUCAUGCCAAAGGAGCCCAGAGAAUCGCCACCGAUAUCCGCAUUGGCACCCGCAUUGACCGAGAGAUUCCGUUUGGCGAAGGAAACGAUGGAAAGGUCAAGCGCGUCGAGCGCAUCCUGGCUCGAGAAAGGCAGAGAGAGGCAUAA
This is a messenger RNA of Cyclocybe aegerita, 324 nucleotides long. The record is from the annotation of a GenBank genome assembly. NCBI's taxonomy places the organism in Eukaryota, Fungi, Basidiomycota, Agaricomycetes, Agaricales, Hemipholiotaceae.